Messenger RNA from Sesamum indicum (sesame), 2348 nucleotides. Its product is annotated as transcription factor bHLH130. Gene Ontology annotation, biological process: regulation of transcription by RNA polymerase II. Lineage: Eukaryota; Viridiplantae; Streptophyta; Magnoliopsida; Lamiales; Pedaliaceae. Gene Ontology annotation, molecular function: protein dimerization activity; DNA-binding transcription factor activity, RNA polymerase II-specific; RNA polymerase II cis-regulatory region sequence-specific DNA binding. Gene Ontology annotation, cellular component: nucleus. The record is from RefSeq and is a predicted model, not a curated record.
AUUUUCCCAUUUCUGGUUUUGCUCAAACAAAUACCGCAAAAUCUCUUUCCUUCUUUCCAGAAAAAUUGUCUCUUCACUCUGUAGAUUUCGCACUGCAAAAGCUUGAACCCACGCCUUGUUUUCUGAACCUCGUUUUUCUUUCAUUUUUCAAGAAAAAGCUGAAAAGGUAGUUUGCCGCAUUCGUCCAUCCGCUCUACCUGACUGACACCUUUAAAUCCGAGUUUUUCGUUUCGAAUCUACCGAUUCUUGGAGUCCCAUUAAUGGGCUGUGCUGAUUUUUCUACAUAGAGUUGUUUCCUCUUUUUUUUUUUUUUAAGUUUCUGUUUAACUAUGUUUAGCUCAGAAGUAAUCUCACCGGACAUGAGGAGAAGCGGUGGCUUUCUCCACUCGGAUCCCAGAAAUCAGAGCAAUUUCAAGUAUGUUUCAGCUGUGGGGGAAUUCUCGAAGAGUAGAGAAUUCAUGGGCUCUGAGUUUUACCAGAAUCAGAAUCAGCACCACCAAAAUCAGGGUGGAUUAGCGCGAUAUCGAUCGGCUCCAAGUUCAUUUCUAGCGGCCCUUUUGGAUUCUACUACUGAUAAUAGCAGCAGCGGUGAUGAAUGUGAAGCUUUUUUCUCAGCCUUGAUGGACGGGCCUGGUGAUCCCAAUCAGAAGAAUAAUGAGAACCAGAUGCAGUUUUCCAUGAAGCAGGAAGUCGGGUCAGACCUGGAGGCGGAGCCCAGAUGUGGAGAAAAUGGGCAAGUGACCGGGUACGGGAGUGCGGUGAAUGGAGGUGGGGGUGCAGUUGUGGGAUCUUAUUCUGUCGGCAAUGGGAAUAAGAGUAAUUGCGCCAAUCUUGUCAGGCAAAGCAGCUCUCCUGCUGGAUUCUUUAAUGGAUUUGGUGUAAUGGGAGAGGUAGGAAACUACAGAGUCCACAAUCAUGCAGAAGCUGGUUCAUCAGCCGGUGGUUUGAGCAAUCACAUGAACUACUCAUCCUGUCCAUCUUCUAGCUCGAUGUUCAUGCCUAGUAUUCCAGAAACUGAUAACGAGAGCUUCGGCAGAAGUACCACUGAAAACGGCCGAUUGAGAAAUGGUAAUAGUGCUAGUUGCGGAGAAUACGAACCUGAGCCCUCCCUCCAUCAUGAUUCCUGGAACCAAGCUCCCUUCAACAACAGCUUGAAACGAGACCGAGAUGGCCAUCCGAAGAUGUAUUCCGAUUUCAGUGGAUUGGAAGAUCCGAAUGGAGAAACUAGAAAGAAGCCCCUUGGUUUAGUUCACCAUAUGAGCUUGCCAAGAACGACCUCAGAAAUGGCUGCUGGAGAAAAUUACCUACAAUUCGGACAAGACACGACAGCUCGAUGUCAAGUUCGAGCCAAGAGAGGCUGCGCCACUCAUCCAAGAAGUAUCGCCGAAAGGAUGAGAAGAACACGAAUUAGUGAGAAAAUGAAGAAAUUGCAAGAUCUUUUCCCGAAUAUGGAUAAGCAAACAAACACAGCUGAAAUGUUAGAGUUGGCAGUUGAGUACAUUAAAAACCUCCAGAAACAAGUCCAGACGCUAACAGACACAAGGGCAAAGUGCGUCUGUUCAAGCAAACUUCAACUAACAAGUCCUACCACAUAGUUGUUCCUGGAAAAGCUACUAGGAGUUCGGUAGACGAGACAAUUGCUCUAUAUAUACCUUUCGCCUAACAAGCUCAUUGCUUGCUUCCACCGAAAGUCGACACGUUUAGCAAGGCCCUUUAGCAAGAUAAGUCGUGAAAUUUUCUUGCAGAAAAGAUGGAAAGUAGCAGGUGUAAUCCGUAGUGUAUGAUCUAAAUCGAUUUAGUCAAUUAUGAAUAAAUUCGUGUAUAUAAGUGCUUAGUGUAAUGUCGGAUUGUUUUCAAGGUAAUACAAAAUUUAUUACCUCGAAAAUAUUGUAGAAGAUGGAAAUGGUAUUUGCCAAGCUCAGCAUCAUUACCAAAUUAUAUCUCUUCUUUUGGGGCCUUAUUGUGCUUAUAGUUAGACGUUUUGAAAGUCAAAUGUCCAGGUAAUCACAACUAUUUAUGUAAAUUCAUUUUAUAUGAGUCCCGCUAUACAAAAAAAGGCUGUGAUUGUCUCGUAGUUUGCAGUCCUAUAAUCUUUCAAGAACAACCCAUGCAGGUAAGAUCUUUAGCUACUACUGAUAAUUUACAUCUUGUAUGGUAAAUGUCUGUUAAUUGUCUGAAACAUGAUUAGAACAGUAAUUGAAGUCAUGUAUAUUGGUGUUGCUUGCAACAUCUGCUGCUGCCGAGAGCAAAACUGCUGUAGAGGAACUAUUUUGGCUGCAAGAAUGACAAAAGAAGACAACAAUAACUGGAACAAAUCUAAACAUGAUAAAUCAAACUAUUACAAUUUC